Pecten maximus is the source of this 1128-nucleotide messenger RNA. RefSeq names its product coagulation factor V-like. Lineage: Eukaryota; Metazoa; Mollusca; Bivalvia; Pectinida; Pectinidae. The transcript has a single exon. The coding region runs from base 1 to 1128 and encodes 375 amino acids. The record is from RefSeq and is a predicted model, not a curated record.
AUGUCUCCCGACAUGUCCCGUCAGGCGAUGUCUCUGGACCUGAUGUCCCGUCAGGCGAUGUCUCCGGACCUGAUGCUCCCUCAGGCGAUGUCUCCGGACCUGAUACUCCCUCAGGCGAUGUCUCCCGACAUGUCCCGUCAGGCGAUGUCUCCGGACAUGAUGUCCCGUCAGGCGAUCUCUCCCGACAUGUCCCCUCAGGCGAUGUCUCCGGACCUGAUACUCCCUCAGGCGAUGUCUCCGGACCUGGUGUCCCGUCAGGCGAUGUCUCCGGACAUGAUGUCCCGUCAGGCGAUCUCUCCAGACAUGUCCCGUCAGGCGAUGUCUCCGGACCUGAUGUCCCGUCAGGCGAUGUCUCCGGGCCUGGUGUCCCGUCAGGCGAUGUCUCCGGACCUAAUGCUCCCUCAGGCGAUCUCUCCGGACCUGAUGUCCCGUCAGGCGAUGUCUGCCGACAUGAUGCUCCCUCAGGCGAUGUCUCCCGACAUGAUGUCCCGUCAGGCGAUGUCUCCGGACCUGAUGUCCCGUCAGGCGAUGUCUCCGGACCUGAUGUCCCGUCAGGCGAUGUCUCCGGACCUGAUGCUCCCUCAGGCGAUGUCUCCGGACCUGGUGUCCCGUCAGGCGAUGUCUGCCGACAUGAUGCUCCCUCAGGCGAUGUCUCCGGACCUGAUGCUCCCUCAGGCGAUGUCUCCGGACCUGAUGUUCCGUCAGGCGAUGUUUCCCGACAUGAUGUCCCGUCAGGCGAUGUCUCCGGUCCUGAUGUCCCGUCAGGCGAUGUCUCCGGACCUGAUGUCCCGUCAGGCGAUCUCUCCGGACCUGAUGUCCCGUCAGGCGAUGUCUCCGGACGUGAUGUCCCGUCAGGCGAUCUCUCCGGACCUGAUGCUCCCUCAGGCGAUCUCUCCGGACCUGAUGUCCCGUCAGGCGAUGUCUCCGGACCUGAUGUCCCGUCAGGCGAUGUCUCCGGACCUGAUGUCCCGUCAGGCGAUGUCUCCGGACCUGAUGUCCCGUCAGGCGAUGUCUCCCGACAUGAUGCCCCAAUCAGACGAUGUCUCCGGGCGUGAUGUCCUAUCACGCGGUCUCCCCGGACCUGAUGUCCCGUCACGCGGUCUCCUCGGACGUGAUGUUCAGUUUUAA